CACUUAGCAGUGACAUAUUUUAUUCCAGGUGUUUAUUUCUCUCUUCCUCUAAAACAAAAAAGUUGUGAGUUUACACUAUGCACAGAGUAGCUCUUAUCAACGUUGUUAUCAUUUGGUGAAUGAUUAAGCAGAUUAUUAUUAAUUAAAGAGAGUUGAAAAAAGGGUUCUUUCUAUCACACUUUCUGCAUCCAAAUUCAUCAUAUUGAUUAAUUAGUGGUAUGUUUACAAGGUGGAGAUUUUUCAGUUGCUAUUAUCAGCCGAAGAAUCAUUCAACAAUCUAGUUGAUUAAGUGAACCUGAAAGAUUUAUUUAGAGAGUAGUAAAACUAAAUUAGAUUAUCAGCAAGAUGGGAUCUUUCAUAGGUCAUAUUUUGCCAGGAACCUUAUUUCUUCUAGUUGGAGUAUGGCAUAUAUGGUCCUCUGUGGUGAGGUAUGUAUCGAAUCCUAAGACAUUCCGAGUUUGUGUCUGGAAUCCAGUACCGGGAUUUGAUGGGAAGUUCAAACACUUGGAACUCUAUGUUAUUUCAAUCGGUGCUUUCAUUGACUUAUGCGUUGAGCUUUUAAUUGCAACACAACUCAAGUUUUUUGUUGGUGGAAUCUUGAAUUCUACUUACUUGAAUAACUUUGAGCACUCAGGAAUGCUUCUCAUGUUUUUUAUCUUCGGUGUUGUUACCCUGCUCUCAGAAAAGACAAGAUAUGUUCCCUUGCCAGAAGGUGCACUUUGUUUGAUUGCUGGCACAGCAUUCACUGCGGAGUAUCUUCUAUUUAACUUUCACUCAACAACACACAAAGGCCUAGAAGGCUAUUAUCAUGUCCUCCUCGCCUUCUUGAUUGGUCUUUGUGUUUUAUCUUCAAUUGCUGGAGCCCUUCUUCCAACCAGUUUCCCGGUCGAUUUAUGUAAGGGCAUUGGCAUAACACUGCAAGGAAUAUGGUUCUAUCAGACAGCCUUUGUUCUCUACGGCCCUAUGCUACCGGCCGGUUGUAGCAUGAAGGACAAUAUUAUCACAUGUCAUUCGAAGGAGAGUGAGAUUCGUGGUGAAUUGUUUGCUAAUGUUCAGCUCUUUUUCGCAGUCCUUGCCGUUCAUGUAGGAACUAUAGCAUCCUUUGGGUUUGCAGCUUCAAGAUAUGGGAAUUUUGAAGAACUCGCUCCUAAUUAAUCUAGAUUAUGAUUUUAUGUUUCCAAUUUUCUCGGUGAAUGUAAUGUUGGAGUAAACAAUUGCUGCAUUUGUGUGGUGAAAUGGUGUUUAGAAGGUCAAAUGUAAAGUUGAUUUGUAAAUUAUUCAUUUAUUUGGCUUACAGUUACAAUGUAAAUUAAAAUAAUAUGAGGGAGUGUCUUGGAUUAUACUUG
Molecule: messenger RNA, 1346 nt
Organism: Trifolium pratense (red clover)
Lineage: Eukaryota; Viridiplantae; Streptophyta; Magnoliopsida; Fabales; Fabaceae
Product: transmembrane protein 45B-like
Exons: 3
Coding region: 346-1155 (269 amino acids)
Source: RefSeq, a predicted model, not a curated record